Staurois parvus is the source of this 383-nucleotide messenger RNA. The record is from the annotation of a GenBank genome assembly. Lineage: Eukaryota; Metazoa; Chordata; Amphibia; Anura; Ranidae.
GUGCACUGUGUCCCCCGGACACAGCGGAUCACCGAUCACGGAAAGAGCCGAAGAUGUCGGCUCGGUCAUGUGAUCAGCUGUGUCCAAUCACAGCUGAUCACUGAUCAUCAGAGCACUGAUGAUCAGUGUGCCCUGAUGAUCAGUGUAGCCUCAGCAGUGCCACCUGUCAGUGUCCAUCAGUGCCUUGUGUCAGUGCUCUUCAGUGCCUCUUGCCAGUGCCCAUCAGUGCCACAUCAAUGCCACAUAUCAGUGCCUACCAGUGCCCAUCUGAGCUGCCUUUCAGUGUCACCCAUCAGUGCCGCCUAUCAGUGCUGUCUAUAAGUGCCAUGUAUCAGUGCUGCCUUUCAGUGCCCAUCAGUGAUGCCUGUCAAUGCCUAUCAGUG